AUGGACGACAUCUUCGACUCGACUUUUCCGCAAGGCAACGCGGCUGCCGCACCGACGCACGAGCACCACACUGCUGCUGGCGAUGAACAUGCUAUCAUCAAUGAGGGCAGCAACCUGCCGGAUGCUGCAGCCCACGAACAACCACUUCGCGGCAAAGCGGCAACUCAGGGGCUGACGGUGGAGGAGAAGAAGGAACGGCAGAAGCUGCAGAAUCGCAGGGCCGCUGAGAGGAGCCGUAACAAGAAGCGCGAAGAGCUCACGGCGCUCGAGAUGACCGUGAACAAUAUCCAAGACGAGAACAAUCGAUUGCGCGCCAGACUCUCGACGCUGCUCGCAUCCAAGUCUGCCGAACAGCCCCCAUCUUCGGGAGAUCAGGAACUGAUUACGGGCACUCCAGUUGAUUAUUCGCACCUCGGGAAACUGCAGGCGGAACUGGCUUCAGCCAAAUCGACAUUGAUGGAUCGCGAGAUGGAGCUUAGUCGCAUUCAGGGAGGGGGAGACGAGGACAUCGAGAAGCUGCGCCGCGAUGUUGCUCAACAGAAUACUGCCCUGCAAAACACACAAGCUGAGGUGAAAACUCUGCAUGCUCUCAUCAAGCAACUACGCUCCGAACGCGACAAUCUCGCCCGCCAAAAAGACGUCCUCACCCGUGAGAUCGAAGCCCGACGACUUCUCCGAGAUUCCUCGGGUGAAACUCCCAGUCUGUCUACCAACGCUCGAGCUGCAGGUGUCGAGCGAGCAUUGCUCGAGCUUCGCGGCCUCAUAGAUGGUGUUAUCCGAUCAUGGGAUCAGGCAAGUCUGACUCGGUACCGCGCUGCUGACGUUGCAGGCCGCACUUUUGCCCAACAAACUUCACGAUGA
This is a messenger RNA of Trichosporon asahii var. asahii CBS 2479, 861 nucleotides long. RefSeq lists its product as uncharacterized. NCBI's taxonomy places the organism in Eukaryota, Fungi, Basidiomycota, Tremellomycetes, Trichosporonales, Trichosporonaceae. Gene Ontology annotation, biological process: regulation of DNA-templated transcription. The transcript has 2 exons. Bases 1 to 861 code for a protein of 286 amino acids. Gene Ontology annotation, molecular function: DNA-binding transcription factor activity. The record is from RefSeq and is a predicted model, not a curated record.